AGCUGGGUGGGCCGAGGGGCCCGGCUCGCUCGGCUGAGUUCUCCAGCUGAAGGUGGGAGAUUGGAUUUCUGGGCAACCGGCCAGGCCUGAGCUCCCGUUACAUCCCUGCCGUUCCACCCAGAGGCGAGCGGCAUCAAUAAUUUACCCGGGGCCCGUCUCCCAUUGUUUGCAAGCAAGGUGGCACGAUGCAGCGCAGGUCCGGCCGAAGGGGCAAGAGUGGAGACGCAGUGGCCAAGCAGCAGGAGGGGACGCCCAUGGAGAACGGUGUGCCCCAGGAGACCAGGGGCUCCCAGGCCUCUUCCGAAGGGGGUGGAGUCGCCCUGGCUCAGGGGGGCACUGCCGCCCCGGCAAGCGCCCCCCACCCGCCCCGAGUGCGGCCCAGGCUUGUGUUCCACACCCAGCUGGCCCACGGCAGCCCCACGGCCAAGAUCGAGGGCUUCACCAACGUCAAGGAGCUCUACGCCAAAAUCGCAGAGGUCUUCAACAUCUCUCCGACAGAGAUCCUCUUCUGCACUCUCAAUACCCACAAGGUGGACAUGCUGAAGUUACUGGGGGGCCAGAUCGGGUUGGAGGACUUCAUUUUCGCCCAUGUCCGUGGCGAGACCAAAGAGGUGGAGGUGACUAAGACGGAAGAUGCUCUGGGGCUGACCAUCACCGACAAUGGAGCAGGAUAUGCCUUCAUCAAGCGUAUCAAGGAAGGCAGCAUCAUCAACCGGAUCCCAACAGUCUGCGUUGGGGACAGCAUCGAGGCCAUCAAUGACCAAACCAUCGUGGGAUGCCGCCAUUAUGAAGUUGCCAAGAUGUUGCGUGAGAUGCCCAAGGCACAGCCUUUCACCAUGCGCCUCGUUCAGCCCAAACGCGCCUUUGACAUGAUCAGCCAGCGGACACGGAACACCAAGAACCCCAGCGAGGGCAAAGUGGCAAGCGGUCGGGAGACACUGCGGCUAAGGGCAAAGGGCACUGCCACUGUGGAAGAGGCGCCCAGUGAGUUUGAGGAGGAAGCAGCUCGACAAGUGGACGACCUUCUGGAGAGCUACAUGGGGAUUCGUGACGUGGAACUGGCAUCAACCAUGGUGGAGAUGGCUAAGGAACGCCAGAGUCCUGAACAGUUUUCCCGGGGCCUUGAUUCACUGUUGGGUGAAUUUGCUUUUCCAGAUGAGUUUGUGGCGGAGGUCUGGACAGCUAUCUGCAAAGCCAAGGGAUGCUCCAAGUAGCGCGUGCACAGUGGGCUUGCAGAGGAUUGCCUCUUCAUCACCUCAGAUCCUCUUUUCCUCCUCAGCCUGGCCCUAGAAUGCCCUCUGUCUCCCAUCCAGCCCCUGUUUUCCUAGUCUCCAGGUUCUGUUUCAGGAUUGCAUUCAGAAGUUCAAAAUAUUUCUAAAGGCCAACUGGAAUUUCAGCGCUUGGCUAGAUUUCAAACGAUGGGUGAAAUGUCAUUUCAGCUGUAGCCCUUUUUGUGUAUCCCAGCAUCAGAUGUUGGGGUCUUAUGAACAAAGCCUUGAAGACACUGACCUUGAAUAGGAAUGGCCCUGUGUCAGUACCUGGGACAGCUCCCAGGGAAGGCAGAUGUUGCUCCCAUUUUGCAUCAGGACCUGGGACAGCACCUGAGAAGGUAGAGUUUCUCCCCAUUUGAGAUCAGGACCUGGGCCAGCUCCCAAGGAAGGCAGAUGUUGCACCAAUCAGCAUCAGGACCUGGGACAGCUCCCAAUGAGGGCAGAUGUUGUUCCCACCACAGUCAAAAACCAAAACAGCCAAACAAACAGCUGCAUGCCCAAACCUUUCCCUUAAGCAUGGAUCCAGCAGGAAUAUGAAAGGAGGAGAGCUUACAGCUGCACAAUCCAACAUGGGGUGGGGGCUAACAUAUGCACAAAUCGGGGCAGUCUGCAGUUUCAUCUCCCAUAGCUUAACCUUGGCUUCCCCUGCUCCCUCCCCCCAUCUUUGCAGCAUAUUUGAUGGACCUACAAGCCAGCAAAUCAAAUGCUGAUCUAGUGGUUUGUCCUGCCCCGCCCUAUAUGCAGGUUCUGACCUUUCCCUCCAUUUUAAAGUGCUGCGUGUAUUCAAUAUAUUUAUUCAAUUAAAUGUACA
This is a messenger RNA of Heteronotia binoei (common prickly gecko), 2082 nucleotides long. It is a transcript of the gene GIPC3, whose product is annotated as GIPC PDZ domain containing family member 3. Gene Ontology annotation, molecular function: protein binding. NCBI's taxonomy places the organism in Eukaryota, Metazoa, Chordata, Lepidosauria, Squamata, Gekkonidae. The coding region runs from base 186 to 1214 and encodes 342 amino acids. The record is from RefSeq and is a predicted model, not a curated record. The transcript is spliced from 6 exons.